AUGCAAAGAAGCUAUGAGUACCACAGUAGCAGCAGCUAUUACGAAAUCAAAAGCCACAGCCGGUGUUAUGCCAGCGCCGUAUCCUCCGCAAAUGAGUACUUUCAGAGUCUCCCAAAUAUACCAAAAAUGCCAACCAUCAUUGCCGAAUUUACUCACUUGCCAAACUUCCACAACCUUCUGAAUAGUAACUAUUCGGGAGAAGAAGCUCCAAGGAAACAUCCGGAAAGGAUUCCCCAUACGAGCCAUCAGAACAAGAUUCCACGAGUGAAUUAUCAUCUUCACAAGCAGCAGCCUCAGAAGGCGCUAAAGAAAGUUCAAUAUCAUGAUAAAAGGACCAGUAAAGAUGGGAAACAAGAUUUUUAUGGCAGUCGUGAUGUAGAUGUCGACAUGGAAGCUGAUAGGUUCAUAAGGCAGAGGAGAGAGAACUUUGAUUUUUGCAGCAGGGAUAAUCGCGAUGCUUAUUAA
Messenger RNA from Striga asiatica, 465 nucleotides. The record is from the annotation of a GenBank genome assembly. NCBI's taxonomy places the organism in Eukaryota, Viridiplantae, Streptophyta, Magnoliopsida, Lamiales, Orobanchaceae.